Monomorium pharaonis (pharaoh ant) is the source of this 3064-nucleotide messenger RNA. RefSeq lists its product as uncharacterized. Lineage: Eukaryota; Metazoa; Arthropoda; Insecta; Hymenoptera; Formicidae. The record is from RefSeq and is a predicted model, not a curated record. The transcript is spliced from 3 exons. The coding region runs from base 1785 to 2756 and encodes 323 amino acids.
UAUAUAUAAUUAUAUUAAUUAUAUAUAUUCAUACGUUCUUAUAUAAAAAAAUUUUUAUUGGGCAUUGCAGUCAAAAAUGUUAAUAUUUUAACUAUCUAGUUAUUAUAUAUAAAUAACUGACUAUAAAGACUUCAAGACGUCUAUAUAAUCCAUACAAAAUUAUUUUAAAUGUGAUUAACUACGAGAUAAUCUUAUUAAAAUGAAAUAUACGUAAUAUAAAAAUAAUGAAUUAUAUAUUACUUAUUAGUGACACACAGUGAAAUAUAUUACAGAUAAUAACUAUUCAAAAUAUCAAGCAUGGUGUUUGUAGAAAAAUUAAUAUAUUAUGUCUCUAUUAUUGCCAUUCGUAUUAUUAUCAACUUUAGAUCCAAUUUAUUUCUUCGUAAUUUUGGUAUAUUUUAGAUACCAUAAUAUUAUAUAUAAUACAGAAAUGUUUGAUACUUUUUUUAUGUGUAUAUAAACAAUGCAUUUAAAAUGAGAAGAAAGACAGAACUACAGAAUCUGAGACUAUAAAUGGGCAUCAAUACGAGUGAUAAUUAAUUAACAUAUAUAAACGAGAUUACAAAGAACAGAUAUGAACUAUUAUUAGAAGUUGGAUAAAUAUUAUUUUAUUGUUUCAAUCUUAAUGCUAUUAUAUAUUAAAACAUUAUGCUUUUUAAUAUUUUAUAAUGCAUGAUUUGAUGUAUCAAGAGACACGGUAGUGGCUCGCGCUAAGUGAACGGGCAGCGCGAGACCGAUCGUGUUCUUUACGCCAGUACGCGAUUUGCAAGCACCCGAGUUUUAAAUUACGCGCUAAUUUGGCUGUGCUGUCAGAACGCGGGACAUGUAUGUGUGCGCUCCACGCCAAUCGCUCAACGCCAUCUCCUAAGCCUAUACACGUAUGUACAUAUGCUGCACAUAUGCUGUAUGGAGUAGUGCACUCUCAAAUAGAAUGCACUCUAGGGCUGCGUUCCGAUGAUUGCCAUUUUAGAAGAGCUUGUCAUUGAUAAAAACCAUCCUAGUUGUAGACCGGCAAUUUUAAUCGACAUUCGUUUUGUGUUAUUCGUUUAACUUGUUAACUGCGAUCGACUGAGUUGAACUGUGACGAAGGAUAUUUUUCUACAAAGCUGCUUUUAUUUAAAAGAAUCACCUGCGAACUUUGGAUAUUAUCGAGAUUGGAUGCAGGACUCGAUAAAUUUUGCAAGGAAAGAAGAAUUUUUAACCUAACCUUAACACGUAACUAUAAAAUGAAACCGACAUUAAAAAAUUCGGUAAUUAUUUAGUUUAGGCACUGGUAUUCAAAUAUCGAUGUAGUUGUGCUUAUUCGAUACAGUUUUGCUUCAAACGAACGAAUCUGGCAAAAAAAAGCGUCGCUCUGCCCCGGAAAGCGAAAUAAUAAUCGUAAAAUUUGUCGAAUAUUCAGGUUAAGAAAUCUGUCAUACCGACGAAAUGUAGCGACACGAACACUCUCCGCGGCCAUGUGCGCAUGCUUUACAGUCAUAUGUACAUGCUUCGCGGCCAUAUACGCAUGCUCGGUCGUCAUAUGUGUAUGAAAUAAAGGCGCGAAUUUAAAAUGUAUGUGUACUUUUAACGACUUCCUUGUAUUCUAAUAGUAACUAAUAAUAAAUGAGUCUACAUAUACUGAAAAUAAUAAAUACUGUAAAGAUUAGCAAAACCCCUACGCAAGGUGGAACUUUUACAUGUACUUUUAUUAUACUUUUUAUUACAUUAGAAUGCACAAAAUUUAAACAACCGUUAAAAUAAAUGAGCAACGAUGUCAUUGUUGCUGCAAGUCACAAUGCAACAUGUUGGGACUAUUCGACUUUGUUUAUUUAACAUACGAUAACGAAAAGUUAAUAGAUUUUUUAAUCCAGCAUCAUGUCUUGACAUCUACAAUUACAUGUAGUGAAUGUGGUAAUGAUAUUACCAUCAAUAAAAAAACAUUAAUGUAUCGAUGUCAAAAACGAUACUAUGUGAAGAAUGUGCACAAAAAACGUGUCGCAAAACAGUGCAAUUUUUACAAAAGUGCCAAAGUUGGUACUUGGUUCCAUAAAAGUCAUCUUGACGUGGCCACAAUAUGCAAGAUUGCUGCUUGCUUUUUAAUGCUAAGGCAUCCACGUCAAGAUGACACCCAAUCAGAAACUGGUGUUUCUUCGACCACGGUUGUAGACUGGUUCAAUUUCUGCAGAGAAGUCUGUGUAUUCUGGGCCGAAAAGAAUAGUGAGAAACUUGGUGGCCCAGGACACAUUGUAGAAAUUGACGAAGCCAAAUUAGGAACAAGAAAAUAUAACCGUGGUCGACUCAUAAAAGGUCAUUGGAUAUUUGAAGGAUAUGAGCAAGAUACAAAAAAGGUUUUUAUUGUUCCAGUAGAGGAUCGAAGUGAAAAAACACUCUUGGCAUGUAUUAAGGAGUGGAUACUGCCAGGAACUACAAUCGUAUCAGAUUGUUGGAAGUCCUAUAAUUGUUUGAACAAUGAGGACUUCCAACAUCUGACUGUAAAUCACUCCUACAACUUUGUUGAUCCUGAUACUGGAGCACACACACAGCAUAUCGAGCGGGUUUGGAGAGAAGUUCGAGGCAAUAUUCCAAGAUAUGGAACUAAAGAGGACCAUGUUCUUGGAUAUUUGUGUGAAUUUCUCUUCAAACGUGCUCAUAGUCGCUUAGAGCGAAUUGAAACCUUCUUCGAUAUCAUUGGAGAAUUAUAUCCUCCAUUGUCUACUGACCUGGAAUCACCAAUAUCCAAAAGCCAGGAAGAACCAAGUACCAGCACUGUAUAAAGACAAGUUUUUUGUGCACAUUCUUCACAUAGUAUCAUUUUUGACAUCAAUAUAUUAAUGUUUUUUUAUGGAUGGUAAUAUUAUUACCACAUUCACUAUAUGUAAAUUGUAGAUGUCAAGACAUUAUACUGGAUUAAAAAAUUUAUUAACUUUUCAUUGUUGUAUAUUAAGUGCACAAAUUCAAACAGUCCCAACAAAUGAUCUAGUAAUAAUCAACCAUCAUUAACAAUCCUUGCGUAAGGAUCUUGCUAAUCUUUUGUGUGGAAAGUCGCAAACUCAUGUGGUGCAGAGAAUGCUUUACGCACACA